Molecule: messenger RNA, 2673 nt
Organism: Hemiscyllium ocellatum (epaulette shark)
Lineage: Eukaryota; Metazoa; Chordata; Chondrichthyes; Orectolobiformes; Hemiscylliidae
Product: sorting nexin-32-like
Exons: 13
Coding region: 211-1428 (405 amino acids)
Cellular component (GO): endosome
Molecular function (GO): phosphatidylinositol binding
Source: RefSeq, a predicted model, not a curated record
UUUAAGGAGUGGGUGGGAUGUGUCUGAUGGACGUGGGACCGGACCAAUCGGAAGCGAGGGAGGUGGCCGUCGCGGGGUAAGAGCCAAUCCGAGCGGGGUACGGCGGGCUGCCAACGAGGCGUGCGUUGGUACAAGAGGGGCCGUGCCCCUCGUUGGGUACUGUGGACCUCCCAGAGGUGAAUAGAGCCCUCCCAGUUCCUAGGAGCAGCCAUGGAGGGGAGCACAGACCUGUUUGAGGGGGAGGACUACAAGUCAAGGACCAUGUCGGUGGAUCUACAGACAGACUCCUCACUGCAGGUGGAGAUCUCUGAUGCAGUCAGUGAGCGAGACAAAGUGAAGUUUACAGUCCACACCAAGACAAAUCUUGCUCACUUCAAGCAGCCGGAGUUCUCCGUGGUACGGCAACAUGAAGAGUUCAUAUGGCUUCAUGACGCAUAUCUGGAAAACGAAGAUUACGCUGGGAUUAUAAUUCCUCCUGCCCCUCCGAAACCAAACUUUGACGCGUCGCGGGAGAAACUGCAGAAACUUGGGGAGGGGGAUGGGUCCAUGACACGGGAGGAGUUUGCUAAGAUGAAGCAAGAGCUGGAAUCGGAGUACCUGGCCAUCUUUAAAAAGACAGUAGCCAUGCACGAGGUCUUCCUGCAACGUCUUGCUGCUCACCCGCAGCUCAGGGGGGACCACAACUUCUACGUGUUUCUGGAAUAUGAUCAGGAGCUGAGUGUCCGUGGUAAGAAUAGGAAGGAGAUCCUGGGUGGUUUUCUCAAGAACAUUGUAAAGUCGGCUGAUGAAGCAAUAAUAACUGGGAUCUCUGGCAUGAAGGAAGUGGACGAGUUCUUUGAGCACGAGAGGACCUUCCUCAUUGAGUAUCACAAUCGGGUCAAGGAUGCGACGCUGAAGGCAGAUAGAAAGACCCGGUCACACAAAAAUGUCGCUGAAGAUUACAUUCCAAUCUCUUCUGCUUUAUCUGGUUUGGGAACAUUGGACACCAACCCACUGAGCAACAACUUUCUGAAACUUGCAGAGCUUUUUGAGAAACUUCGGAAACUGGAAGGACGUGUGGCAUCUGAUGAAGACUUGAAACUUUCUGACUUGUUAAGAUAUUAUAUGAGGGAUUCACAAGCAGCAAAGGACCUACUGUACCGGAGAGCUCGCUCUCUGUCUGAUUACGAAAAUGCCAACAAAGCCCUGGACCGGGCCCGCAUGAAGAACAAGGAUGUGAAACACGCUGAGACUAAUCAACAACGCUGCUGCCAGAAAUUUGAAAAGCUCUCUGAAUCAGCCAAGCAAGAACUUUCCGACUUUAAAAUUCGCAGGGUCUCUGCCUUUCGGAAGAACAUGAUUGAGAUGACAGAGCUGGAGCUGAAACAUGCAAAGGCCAACCUAUUACUACUGAGGAACUGCUUGAGUUCAUUGCGAGGGGAACAGUAGGAUUUUCUUUCAGCUUCACGACACGGUGUCUGGAGGUGAUCAUGUGUUAGGGGCCAACCCUUUCCAUCUCCCUAGCUUUUUUUUUAAAAAACAAAAUUUACUGUUCAUCAUGUUUAUAAUAGUGUUCCUUUGGACAGAUGAGAAAACAAACCAUGGGAUACUGCUGUCUACGCGGCCUGACCCACCCCCCCCCCCCCCCCACCUUGAGUCGUCUCCCUCUCUCCAAACCUGUUGUAGAGUCUGGUGUUCCUGCAGUGUCAGUCCCUCCCACCCUGACUGUGUAUUUUGGCUGAGGGGUUCAUUUUGCAGGCUGGCCUGUGAAGGACCUACCUGAGGCCCUUGUAGAUUUGCCAAGCCCCAACCAGCUGAGUUUGUUUUUUUUUCUUCCCCAUGGUGUUUUUUGUGCAGGAACCACUAAUGCAUCUUGAGGAUCUGCAUUGCUCCUCCCCACACACGUGCUCUCCCCUUCUUCUGUGUUCUUUGUUUUGAUUUCUUGCCCACCAUGGCCAGUGAGCCUGUGACCAUUCACAAUACUUUGCUUGCUGUUGUCAUGUGAGCAGGCUGUCUAACCCUAUUGCAACCACAUCAACUCUCUGAAAAUGUUGUUAAAUCACUGGAGAGGGUACUUGUUGACUUGCAACAGUGUAGAGGGAGCUUUACUCUAUCUAACCCUAUGCUGUCUCUGUCCUGGGAGUGUUUGAUGGAACAUGUUCCUUUUUUGUGACAUUGAUAUCCAUUAUGUGUAAAACCUCUGUGGAGCUGAACAGGGAAGAGUUCAGUGAGCACUGAGCUAAAGUUGUGUCUACCAGCUGGACAAAGAUUGCUUUAAAAAGUAUUGUUCUCAAUACUUGUUUUUGGUAUUCAGCUGCACAAAUAGGGUUCAGCAUAGCUUCUCUCCCACUUCCUGAAUUGUUUGUCCAGUUUUAAGUCACCAACCUUUGGUUCAUGUCCAGUCAUUUUCAAUUUUUAAAAAACUGAAUUGAUUUGGAUCUGUAAGUACACCAAACUAUGAAGGCAUCAAGUUCAUUCAUGUUAAACAGUAAUGACUCAUUCAAACUGUCUUGUGUAUGGGGAGUGAGGAAUGUCUGGCUCAAAGCAAGGUACAAGACAGGAUUAAUUGAUAUUAUAGUUGUUGGGGGGAAGAGAAUGUAAUUGUGUUUGAAGGCUUAAAUUAAGCAAAUCUUUUAGCAACUUCCCUCUAAGUUCCAGUCUUCAUUUCUUUUGUAAAUAAAACUGAGCAAGAAA